AUGGCUGAGAUAACCCCCGUAACAAAACAAAUAUCCAACGACCCUGUGGUCGAGGGCUUCUCUCAUCAUGCCGAUAACAUUGCCUCGGAUCGGGAACCAUAUGGUCCUCCCGGUCUCAAGGGACUGGUGGCUAACCCAUUCGUGCUGCUGUGUGCCGCCUGCUCAACGCUAGGUGGUUUGCUUUUCGGUUAUGACCAAGGUGUCGUGUCGGUGAUUCUGGUCAUGGACCAGUUCUUGACUGAGUUCCCAAAUAUCGACGAGAGUAGUCCCGGCUCAGGGUUUGCCAAAGGGUUGUUGACUGCGAUGAUUGAGCUUGGUGCUUUCGUUGGUGCCUUGAACCAAGGAUGGAUUGCCGACAAGAUCUCUCGAAGGUAUUCGAUUAUCGUCGCUGUUAUCAUCUUCACCAUCGGAUCUGUCCUGCAGACUGCCUCAUAUGGUUACCCUAUGUUGGUGGUGGCUCGGUUGAUUGGUGGCGUGGGAAUCGGUAUGUUGUCGAUGGUUGCACCGUUGUACAUCUCGGAAAUCAGUCCCCCUGAAUGCCGUGGUACGCUCUUGGUGCUUGAAGAAUGGUGUAUCGUUCUCGGAAUCGUCAUCGCCUUCUGGAUCACCUACGGUACACAAUACAUGGUCGGGGAGUGGGCCUGGCGUCUUCCCUUCCUGCUGCAGAUGAUCCCAGGCUUCAUUCUCGCCGCCGGUGUUUACGUGCUUCCUUUCUCACCUCGAUGGCUGGCUUCAAAGGGUCGCGAUGAGGAAGCUUUGGAGAGUCUCAGUAGACUACGAUCUCUGCCAGCAUCCGACAGACGCAUCCGACAAGAGCUGCUGGACAUUCAAGCCGAAGUGCGUUUCCAUCAGGAGAUGAACAAGGAAAAGCACCCGACUCUGCAGGGUGGUGGAAAGAAGAACGCGAUUCUGCAGGAGUUGUCCGCUUGGGCAGAUUGCUUCAAGAGUGGCUGCUGGCGUCGCACUCACAUCGGUGUUGGACUGGGCUUCUUCCAACAGUUCGUUGGUAUCAAUGCUUUGAUUUAUUACUCACCCACCCUCUUCGGGACUAUGGGUCUUGACAAAAGCAUGCAGCUCAUCAUGUCUGGUGUUAUCAACAUAGUCCAGCUGGUCGGUGUAACCAGCAGUAUCUGGACAAUGGAUGUACUCGGUCGCCGUAAGCUGUUGAUCGGCGGUGCAGUUUUGAUGGCAGUCUCGCACAUUAUCAUUGCCGUUCUAGUCGGCCUCUACUCUUCAGACUGGCCGGCACACAAGGCAGAGGGCUGGGUCAGUGUGGCACUCUUGAUGUUCUACAUGCUCUCAUUUGGAGCGACUUGGGGACCUAUCCCCUGGGCAUUGCCAUCCGAAAUCUUCCCUUCUUCCCUUCGUGCCAAGGGUGUCGCCCUAUCCACAUGCUCCAACUGGCUCAACAACUUUAUUAUCGGUCUCAUCACACCACCACUCGUCCAAGACACCGGAUAUGGCGCCUAUGUAUUCUUCGCCGUCUUCUGUGUCCUCGCCGGCCUCUGGACCUUCUUCUUCGUACCUGAAACUAAGGGCCGAACCCUUGAGCAGAUGGACCACGUCUUCAAGGAUAACUCUAGCGAGUCAGAGAAGGAGAAGAGAGCUGCUAUUGAGGCCCAGCUUAUUCAAGCGCAGUAUGAGAGUGCGCAUCGUGAGUUUGCUUGA
Molecule: messenger RNA, 1668 nt
Organism: Penicillium salamii
Lineage: Eukaryota; Fungi; Ascomycota; Eurotiomycetes; Eurotiales; Aspergillaceae
Source: the annotation of a GenBank genome assembly